Messenger RNA from Scaptodrosophila lebanonensis, 3135 nucleotides. RefSeq lists its product as uncharacterized. Bases 63 to 2690 code for a protein of 875 amino acids. The record is from RefSeq and is a predicted model, not a curated record. Gene Ontology annotation, biological process: vesicle-mediated transport. The transcript is spliced from 7 exons. NCBI's taxonomy places the organism in Eukaryota, Metazoa, Arthropoda, Insecta, Diptera, Drosophilidae.
AGACACAUAAAUUGAAGCUAUUUCUUGGCUUUACUCGUGCAUCACAAUUAUCCAAUACCAAGAUGUUUAGUUCUUGGCGAUGGCCCAAUAAAAAUAAGAAGCGAUGGCUCAGAAAACAACAACAGCUACGGAAACACAAGCCGGGCAGGGAAACAAUGAUAGUUUUUGUCUAUGACACGGAGUGUCUGAAGGAGGAAGCAGAUGAUCCUGUGUCCGCAGUUCUUUAUUUCCAUCCUAGCUGGGUGUCGGACACACAAAAAGUUGCUCUUUGCGGCCAACUGAUGGGCACAACAUUUUUCCUCAAGGAUUGCUUCUUCAAGCCACGCAUCAUCUCUCUGCGAAAUGGAAAAUUUAUGCUCAAGGAGUUCGGACGCUUCAUGCUGGCCGUAGGCACAGAUCGCAACAUAUCCGACAAGUUGUUGGAACACCGCGCCGAUAUGUUAAGCGGUCUAUUGAAGCUAUACCAUCGCGAUCUGCAGUCACUGUACGAUAAUUAUGCUCAGCCAGCUCAGCUGAAUAUCCUAAGCGGGAAGCUCUACCACAUAUUCGAGACAUAUCUGCCAAUGCUACAGCGCAAUGGGAAUAUAUUCCAGAAUGUGCCAAAGCUGCGGAUGCCAAAGACCGCCAGUCACAUAUUUCUGGAGGCCAUACAAACACUGCAGUGCUGUCAGCAGACAAAGGGCAUCCUCGGAGGCGCCAUACUCUAUCACAACAAAGUGGUUGCAUCGCAGCUGGACGAGAGUUUGACAAAGCAGCUGGUGAUCAGUGAUCCGCGUCAUGUGCGGACUGCGGCAGAGCAGCUCAACAACCAGCAGUUUCAUAUUCCAAAUGGUGUGCAAAUGCUGGUCAUUUAUGUGGACCUACAACAGUAUCGUCAGUUGGCAGCCGAGGCACAGCGAGCGCAGAAUAUGCAGACGACACAGCUUGCACAAAACGGAAUAGGAAUGCCGUUUCAGUAUUCCAAGCGGAAAUUGAAACGCGAUAAAUCGCUUAUAUUUACGCAUAUUCCUGAGGAGGAGCAGCCAACGGCGACGACGUCUUCAAAAGCUGAGACUGGCCAAAGUGAAAUGCCCGCUGCUCGACCGAAAUCGAUGAGACCAACACAUUUGCCGUUGCGUCUGAAGAGUGUGCACAGCAAGGAGCCGGAAUCGGGCAUCGCGUCAAUUAAUUUCGAUGAGACGGACUCGUACCCGGAGUUCAUUGGACGCACUAGUGUUUGCUCAACACCAAUGACAGAAAACAAGGUGCUGCCCGUGGCAAAUGUCAUGUCUAUAUGUGCAAAUCCUGAAGAAGAUAGCAAUUCAAAUGGCAAGACCGGCGCACCGACGAGCUCAACAUCGCGCCGCAAUUCCCUGAAGCUAGAUGUGGAGAAGUUCUUUCAGAAUUUCAUCAGUAACCCACAGAAACAGAUGACGCGCAGAAAAUCGUCAGCGGAUCUACAGGAUGCGCUGCGUCUGAUCUCCAAGAAACUCGGCAGCAUUUCGCAAAACUUCAAGACCGAUGUAAAUCGCAAUGGUGGCAGUGUCAGUGAAACCGGCGUCGAUGCCGGUAGCGUCGACUCGCCGGACUACAUUGAGAACGAUGAGCAGUGUGGCUCCCUGACUAUAACCGAUCCCACCUAUCCGGUUUUUAAUAGUAAUGGUCAGCCCAUAUCGCGAAGUCUAUUCCAACAAUUUCUCGAUCAGUAUCACAAACUGUGGGGCGUAGCCAAGGAGCAGGCAAAGGAGGACGCCGAGCUGGCUGCACUUGUUGCCGAAUUUCAAGAAUUCAACAAUGAGAUCCAGAAGCUGGAUGAGUAUAUGCAACGGCAGGCAACGGCUGCACCUGCGGCUGCCACGACUACCACUGCAGAUAGCAAUCUCAACAUUGCCGUGAAGACGCCGCUGGAUAAGAAGUCUCUGAGCCUGCCCUUAAAGCCUAUAUCCGACCCCCUUGGAGAGCAGGUCAGCAGUCGUCGCAAGUUAUCUAAUGUCGGUGGCGUGCCGCUAACGCCUCUUCUGGCCAAACUAUCUGUGCUGGCGCUCAGUGACGUCACUCCCGCCGCCUCAAAUAUUGAGAUCCAAACGCCGCUAAAUUCCAGCAAAGUUUUCCCAAGACGCAGCUCUCUUAAGUGCGACGAUGCAGUAGAUGCAUUGACUGCGCUGCCAACUGGUGCUCCGCCGCCUGAGACUGUGGAAGACGAUAGCCUGCAGCGCACCGAGCUUUACGUAUGUGGACAACAAAAUAUGACGUUGUUGCUGCUCAUGGAGGAGGGUGUAUCUCAACAGCAAUUGCUGGUGCAGCAAAUGUUUGACAUCUGUGUGGCGAACUUUCCGCAUAUGGAAUCGCAACUGAACCAAACCCUGAACGUGAAUGUUGAAGGUGACAGCCGUGAUGGCAGUUACAGCUUCAUGUGCAUUGACAAGAAAUGGGACACCCUGCAGCGCAAUGGACCGUGGAACCCAAUGGAAUUGUCAACGCUAGAGAGCAUGCACUACGACCUUGAGGAUCCCAAUGGAGAGAUAACUGAUUUGAUUUUGCGCUCCAACGACAGCGUCUUCUAUGGCUAUAAACGCGGUCGCACUGAAUUUUUAUACAAGGAGCCUGCAAAUGAUGUUCACGGCAUACCACCACCCUCGGAUGCUAUGAGUAAUGUACAAACGCGGGCCAAAACGCGACUGGAACGUGAUCAUUCCUACAUGCUGUUCUAGAUUUAUAAUUUUAUAUCCAUAUGGCAUUGUUUCGUUGGUCAUCCCACUGUUUUUUGUGGGAUGGAAGACAAAACAGUACCAAAAUCGUAAAGAAGACGCAUAUUUUAUAUACUCGCAAGCAUAGCCAAAAACAAUUUAAUAUUAAGAGUGGUGUACAGGCGUUCACCUCAAGCCAAUUUUAUGCCAUCCGUUGUAAUUUACUUUGCCAUUAUAUACUACUUUUACACGAAUCGCUCGAUUGUGGGGUGGAAUGUAUUUGAUAACAAUAUGGUAAAGACACAAUUUGAAUUGUUUUUAUUACAUCUACACUCAAUACUGUAUUGUAAAGACAUGUCGAAUGCACAUUCAUAUCAAUAACGAUCACUUGAUAUGCAAACCUAUCACAAUUUAGAUUCUCUGCGUAAUUCUAGUAUAUGCUUAAAUAAGUAUGUGUUUGUUCAACAAU